AUGGCAGAUGAUAACAUAGGUAGUGUUGAUGGAGGUAAAGAUUUUAACUUACAUUCAGUGUUUGAAAAUAUCAAACAAUUCAGAUCUGCCCUUCAAGAAUUUACAAUAAAAGGUGACUUUAAUAUUUUGAGAUUGAAGAAUGAGAGGAAGAGGGUCACAGCCAUAUGUGCUUCUGAUGGGUGCUCAUGGAGGGAACAUGCAUCACUUACUAGUGAUGGAAUAACCUUCAUGAUCAAGUUAAUAGGACCAGCUCAUACAUGUGCAACCAUAUCUUCUAAUUCCAAUGCAACAUCUGGUUGGAUAGAAAAAUUACUUUCAGCCAGGCUUAGAGAAGAGUCUGUCAUGAGUAUUAAGACAUAUUGUGAGAUGUUGUUAAACAAAAAUCCUGAUUCAGUAGUUUUGUUGCAUCCCGAAGUAAGGCAUGACUUCAAUGAAGACCCAACUUUUCAGAGAUUGUUUAUUUGUUUGGAUGCUUAUAAGAAGGCGUUUGUGAGUGGAUAUAGACCUUUUAUAGGUCUAGAUGGAUGUCAUCUGAAGGGAAGAUAUGGUGGAAUUAUGUUGUCUGUUGUCUCUGUUGAUGGGAAAAAUUACUUGUUUUUUCUUGCAUUUGCUAUUGUUGAAGUAGAGAACACAGCAACUUGGGAGUUUUUCCUGCACAGUCUAGCUGAUGCACUUCAGGAUUCUAUGGAUUACAUGAACCUAACAUUUAUGACAGACAAGCAGAAGGGUCUUAUACAUGCUAUCAACAAUAUAUUUUCAGGUGUUCACCAGAGAACUUGUUGUAGGCAUCUCUACAAUAAUUUCAAAGCCUCCUUUCCUGGAUUGUUAUUGAAGUCACUAUUUUGGAAAGCAGCACAAGUAAGCUCUGCAUGGGUUUAUGAGAGAGCAAUUGAAAAGAUGAAAGACACUAAUGUGGAAGCACAUGAUUGGUUGCUGAGUAAUCCUCCUAGUACAUGGUCCAGACAUGCUUUUGAUACUGGGGCAAAAUGUGAUCAUGUUACUAAUAACAUGAUAGAGUCUUUCAACAAUUGGAUAGGGCCAAUGAGAAACAAGACUAUUCUAAGCCUAAUCGAUGAUAUUAGGGCAAAAGUGAUGAUUAGAUUACGGAAAAAGUAUAUCUUUGCUUGCUCCCUUGAAGGGAAGGUAACACCAUCUGUGAAGAAGAAGCUGAAAUUGAUUGUGAGUGAUGCAAGGUUUUGUCACACCCAAAUUGCUGGAGAAAAUCAGUAUGAAGUCACCGAUGGAAGUACAAGAUUUACAGUCAAUUUGAGCACUAAACAUUGUGAUUGUGAAGUUUGGAGGAUUUCAGGAAUCCCUUGUAAGCAUGCAGCAGCAUGCAUUCGAGAGUAG
Telopea speciosissima is the source of this 1350-nucleotide messenger RNA. RefSeq lists its product as uncharacterized. Gene Ontology annotation, molecular function: zinc ion binding. The transcript has 3 exons. The record is from RefSeq and is a predicted model, not a curated record. NCBI's taxonomy places the organism in Eukaryota, Viridiplantae, Streptophyta, Magnoliopsida, Proteales, Proteaceae. The coding region runs from base 1 to 1350 and encodes 449 amino acids.